GUCAACACUACUUAAAGUUGACUCCUGSCUUUGGCAUCAUUCAUUCUGUCGCGAGUCAAGGCUGACUCUACUUUGACGCGAYGCUGGCUUAUGAGGUGCUGGCUAAUUGCUAGCUGGACGUUGGCGUUUCUCAGCGRCGACACGCUGCUUGCUUGCUGGCAUGGGGGCUGGCUUGCUCUUGUCUACAAGGUGCUGACGUGGCAGCGCCACGUGUCGUUGCUGACGUGGCUGCUGCCACGUAGGGUGUUGGUGACGUGGUUGUACCACGUCACGAACACGAUCGCAAUCACGAACGUGAUCACGAAAGACAAGAUCACGAACGUGAUCUUGACGCUGAAGAAGAACAUCGUGACGAAGUAUCACGACGAUGAUCAAGAUCACAACGACGACGAGGGUCAUCACGACGACGAUCAAGAUCACGAAUGUGAUCACGACCUUGACGAAGAUCAUCACGACGACGAUCCGAAUAUUCUCCACACCGAAAUGUCUCAGGAAGAGACUGUUCAGACCCCAGUUGAGGGCCAGAGUGUUGAGCAGCUCCCUGACCCUCGUACCAGGGCUCAAGUUGAGCAGAGACGACAACUGUUGUCUGGACGGCUCAACCUUCUGGCCACCGAACUGCACGAUGCCGGUGCAGAGGCUGAGUCACAUGUGAGGGCCCAGUUUGAUCUGCGGAAAGCCAAGGCAGACCUGGAUGCAGCUCAGACUGGCACCGACCUAUUGAAGAUACAGGAGUUCAUUAUCCAGUGUCGUAAAGCACUGGAUGCGCACAUCUGUCAGCAGUUCGAAGACAUAGCAAAUGGCAGAAAUGCCAAAACUGAUGUGGUGGUCACAGAACAGACAAUUGAUGAGAACAUCCGCCAAUUGGAAGAAGCUCUUGAAAAAGAGAAAACACGCAAGGCGGAAAUACUAAAGAAGAAAGAACAAGAUGAACAGCAAGCAAAACGAGAACAAGAAGUCAGACAGCAUGUGGUAACUGUGUCAGGGGAAGAACAGGUUGUGGCACUGAAUCAACUGGUUGAGUACCUUGCUCACUUGGAGACAAGGCUCGACCAUUUUGAAGCAAAGUUGGAAGAAUUGACUGUAGGAUUGAAGAAUGUGACUAACUUGGUCAAAGGAAAGGAAAAAGAGGUCCGGAAGGAACAACCUGUGAAGAAACUAAUGGGUGAUGCUAUGAAAGAUCUCAGGGUCGGAGUAAAGAAGGGGGAACCAUCUGGGCCUCCUCCACCGAUGCCACCACCAUCCAGUCCUCACCCAUCUGGAGGAAAGAAAGAUAAAGAAGAGAAAACUGAGAAGCCAAAGAAGAAGGAAAAGGUAAAGAUGAAAUUGCCUUUCAUGUUCAGUAAUAAGAAGGAUGAAAACUUAUUACUGUGGAUUGCAGAAAUACAGACCUACGUCGGGACGACCCUCGUGGAAGAAGAAUCACAGGUCGCCUUCUCCACGUCGUGUCUUGGAGGGGAGGCCAAAGAGUGGGUCCUGGCCGAAGCUAACGCAACCGGAUUCGAUGAUAUUGGUAAGUGGGCCGGUACGAUGACCCUGAAACAGUUCCUGGACAAGAUCCGGGAACGUUUCCUUGACAAGACAACGACCGAUAAGGCCUUCGAUCAGCUCACUACCAUAGGUCAGAAACAUUGGACGUCUGUGGAGGCGUUGUCCUGUGAGGUCGAUCGAUUGCUGCAAGUACCGGGCUUAAAUCUGCAGGAUGAUCAAGUCCUGCAUAUUUAUGUCCGAGCCCUACCUGAACCUAUACGAGGUCAGUUAGUGGCCGAGUCAAAGUCAGGUAAGUACAAGUAUCGGCAGUUUCGUGAUUUGGCUCUCCAGAGAGAGCAAAUGACCUCUCAGGUUAAACAGUCAUAUGCAUCUGUGGUGAAAUCUGGUGGUGCAGGUGCAGGUGCGAGAUACGCACGACCUAUCACGUCUAUUCUUGUUGAUAAAAGCACGAUCACUGUCUCUCAUUAUGUCGAUCGUGUGAAAUGUAAGUUCAAAACUAAAACUGGAAAGAAGAUUGUGCACAAAAUCUCCUUCCUAAUUGAGAAGAACUUGCCUUUUUAUAUGAUUCUGGGAAUGGAUUGGCACGAGGAAGCCAACCCAGAAAUCAAGUUCAAGGAAAAGGAAGUACGCCUGAAAAACGCACAAUCUGAACUCGAGACCAUCAAACUGUAUCACAAGUCUGGAUCUGACUCUACUCUGUCUUUCUGUUGUAUGAGCUAUCCAGCUUUUCGAUCGAUGGUCAGGAAGAAGCAAUUGGAUCAGGAGGUAAUGAUGGUGUUGGUAAAGGAAGUUGGUGAGUCUUCGACACCUUAUCCUCCAUCGAUACAAAAACUCUUAGAUGAGUAUAAAGAUCUAUCUCAGGAACCUACUGGGAUCACUGAGCGUGCUAUCAAGCACACUAUCGAGAUCAUUCCUGGAAGUAUGACUCCCAAGGGCCCUAUCUAUCGAAUGUCGCCUAGGGAACUUGAGGAAUUGCGCAAGCAACUUCAGGAAUUAACUAACAAAGGAUGGAUUCGCCCUAGUUCUUCACCUCAUGGAGCGCCUGUAUUAUUUGUGCCCAAAAAGGAAGGUGAGUUGCGUCUAUGCAUUGACUAUAGAGGGUUGAACUCCGUCACUGUGAAAAACGAUGAACCCCUACCACGAAUUGACGACUUGUUGGAUCAGCUGCAAAGAUGCAAGUACUUCAACAAGAUUGAUCUGAAGUCGGGAUACCACCAAAUCGAGGUGGCGCCCGAAGAUCAACACAAGACUGCUUUUCGAACCAAGUAUGGACACAACGAGUUUGUGGUCAUGCCCUUCGGAUUGACGAAUGCCCCUGCGACCUUCCAAAGGUCUAUGAACGAAUUGUUUCGACAGUGGUUGGAUCAGUUUGUAAUUGUGUAUCUCGAUGACAUCCUAGUCUACAGCAAAACGCUGGAGAAUCACGAGAAACACUUGCGUCUCGUCUUGGGUAAGCUACGAGAAGGUAAUUUUAAACUUAACCUAAAGAAGUCAGAAUUUGCAAAACCUGAAGUGCUCUACUUAGGGCAUAUAGUUAACGAAGAAGGACUCAGACCGGAAGCGAAGAAAAUUUCAGCGAUUAGAGAUUGGCCACAACCAAAGUCCAUCACUGAGUUGAGGUCUUUCCUUGGGUUAGCCAGUUACUAUAGGAAGUUUGUUAGAAACUUCUCCUUAGUUGCUGCUCCCAUGAGAAGACUCCUGAAGAAAGGAACCAUAUGGUUGUGGGACAAGGACUGUGAGUCAUCAAUGAAGAAGUUAAAAUAUGCACUGACUCACUACCCUGUUCUGAAAAUCGUUGAUCCAUCUCUUCCCUUUAUUGUGACAACUGACGCAAGUCAGUAUGGAAUUGGCGCAGUCCUACAGCAGGAUGAUGGUAAGGGGUACAGACCUAUUGAGUUCACGUCUGCCAGACUUCCUACUCAGAAGGUCGCCGACUCCACUUACGAAAGGGAAUUGUAUGCGCUUGUCUGUGCACUGAAAUCCUGGAAACACUACUUGUUAGGGAGGCACUUCACGGUCUACUCAGAUCACUCGACACUGAAGUGGAUAAAGACUCAACCAAGACUCUCUGACAAACUAGUACGAUGGUCUGCUUUCCUCGACACCUUUGACUUUGAGUUGAAGACAAUCAAAGGUAAGUCUAACGUUGUGGCAGAUGCAUUGUCUAGGAGAAGUGAUUUCUUUGGAACCAUUGUCUCCUACUUGGAUAUAGGAAAUGAUGUGCAGGAACAGAUUCGACAAGGCUAUGCUAAUGAUCCUAUCUGGAAACCCAUCAUUGACCUUUUCGAUGUGGAGGACGAGGACGAUUUGCCAUCAUCACCUUCAACACCUAUGCAAGUGGUAGGAUGUCCAUGCAUCGGCGAAAACAGAAACAACAACAUCAACAACAAUGACAACAACAGCAAUAUCGAUGCAAUAGCUGCCGGUCCCUUUGACGGGGAUUCUUGCACCGGCGAGAUUGGCGGCAUCAAUAGCUAUAACAACACCACCAACAACAACACCAGCAGCGAUAUCGACGGUGUGAUCUCACGAUCGUGUGCUGGCGAAAGCGGCAACGACAACAACAACAACAACAACAACAACGAUGACAACAACAACAACAACAACAACAACGCAGAGGACGCCAGUUCUAGUGAUGGUGAUUCUGACACUGGCGAGAUCCGCGGUUCCAUCAGCUUCAACAACAACAACAACACUGAUGGAUGUAACAACAACGAUAACAGUAACGAGCGAUUCAUCGAUAGGGUGACUGGCGAAAUUGACAUCCACAACAACAACAACGACAAUAAUGAAGAAAAAUGUGGUGAGUGCUUCGGGGGAUGGGCGACGGCUCUUUUCUCCUCUAUCCCCCUUCUUUUCUCUGUUCUGGCCGCCGAUUAUUGAAGGGGGGGUGUGGAAAGGUGCACAGUGGUGGUGCGAAGGGGUGGGGUAGGGAUAGGGUCUUCCUUUGGUUUUCGUCGACAGGGAUCAACGUUUGGAUGUGCUUGAUUUCGCCUGACUGGAAUUGAUUGCCCUUUACGAAUGUUGAUGGCACACCAAUUACUAUGAACACAAGUAUUCACCUUGUGGCGGCCCGGGGAGAGGUGCUGUUGCAUAUGUUACUAGGGUUUGAUGGUUGUUUCUGGAGUGAGUCGCUUGGUCCCGGCCACGUGGAGAGGGCGGAAGAGUAGGACUCUUAUCUGAGGCUGCUCUUUCAUCCUUUUGUGAUUUCGAUUUCUUUUUUUAACCGGUGUUCUCCCCUAUUGAGCGUGUUUUUGUUAAUUAGUGCUAUAGGGGAGACACAUGCGCUGGCAACACUGGGUAGAGAAUUGCAGAAGGAGAAGCCAAACCUUGUCCGGAUCUUUCCCCUUCUUACUGUACCGGAUAGUAGUUGAAUAGGGCAGGGUAACGGUCCUAGGGUUUGAUGGGCAGGCAAUCCCCUCGCUCUAAGGCAAUCAAUGCUGCCCAUCCCU
Messenger RNA from Chara braunii, 4943 nucleotides. NCBI's taxonomy places the organism in Eukaryota, Viridiplantae, Streptophyta, Charophyceae, Charales, Characeae. The record is from the annotation of a GenBank genome assembly.